GAGGAGGAGAAGAGUCAGCUGAAAUCCAGAGGAGCUCGUUGAAUUGCGGAACAGUGAGUGGUAUGUUUGUUCAAGUAUCGUGGAAGAGCGGCGCAAUUCAGAGUCUCGAGACCUUGUUAUGACCAAGCUUAAUCCUAGGGUGGACUCGUUAUCUGAAGGCGCUAUUAACAUCAGAUUAGUGGGAAAGUCGUCGAAGUGAUCAACUUCAUGGGCGAUUCUAGACCUCUUCGGUAGUGUUUAGGGUCUUCAACAGAUUGACAAUGGUGCUGGGUUCGGCCCAGUAUAAGAGGCAAGAUGAUGAGGUUCCUAUGGAUGAAGACGUGACCUCGGUGGGCUCUGAUAGACUGUGUGAGGCACCGGAUGGCGGGCAUGUCCGGUUUGUGGACUCGACCAUCCGGUACCAUUUGGGGUCCACUUCAUAUUGGCACUCGAGGUCUGGGCUGGAGAAAGGGUUGAUCAUAGUGUGUCUGAUCCUGACUCUCUUCAGUGUGAUUAUGGUGGUGAUAGUGUCCAACAACGCCUCCGGGAAACAACUCUAUUAUCUGUCACACAACAAGCAAUCCAAUGCAACACCAGUGACAGAGACCCCAGAACCACCCAAGACUCUGUGCUUGACUGAGGAGUGCGUGAAAGUGGCGGGGACGAUCUUGUCCACAGCUGACCUCGCUCAAGAUCCUUGCGAGGAUUUUUAUCAGUAUGCUUGUGGGGGAUGGGAACGACUCAACCCGAUUCCAGAUGGCCGCACAUCGUGGAGUAUGUUUGAAAAAUUAUGGGAAGGCAACCAGCUUGUGAUGAAAAAUGCCUUGGAGGGCCCAACCACUGCGAAUAUGAGUGCGGCUGAGCUGAAAGCCCAUGACUACUAUCAAUCCUGCAUGGAUGAUGAAGGUAAAUUGGAAGAGGAAAGAGGCAAACCUCUGCUGGAGCUCGUGGACUCGGUUAAGAUUGGAGGGUGGCCAAUUAUGGACGAAACUCCGAUUGGAACAAUGAAAAACAUCGCCACGUUUCAAAACCGACUUCAAUACCUGCAACAUGAUUUCCAAGCCUCCGGGUUCUUCACGUGGAGUGUAGGGGAGGACGAUAAGAACUCUUCCAUUCAUGUGAUCCAGAUUGACCAAGGAGGCUUGAGCCUCCCAGCCAGAGAAUAUUACAAUCUACACGAUAAUUCGUCCAAGCCUGUGUUGGAGGCAUUCCGGGAGAUGAUUGUUGAGGUAGCAAUUCUGUUGAUCAAGGAUAAGGAAGAGAUCGAAAGCAUCCCUCAACCGCGAGAGGACGCCAUCAGACAACGAGCCCAAGGAGUCGUGGAUUUUGAGAUUCAAUUGGCCAACAUAACCAUUCCUAGUGACCAAAGGAGGAGCGAGGAGACCCUCUACCACAACAUGACUGUAGGUGAGCUGCAGAAGAUUGCCGCAUUCCUGAACUGGACCACGUUCUUCAGCAACGUGUUCGGCAAGGUCGGUCGUAAGAUCUCUGCCAAGGAAAGAGUUAUUGUUUAUGCUCCCACCUACUUACGGAAUCUCACCAAACUCAUUCACACCUACAUGACCAAUGACUCGCUCCGCUUGGAUCUUGAGAACUAUAUGGUCAUGCAAGUGGUCAAGACCUACCGCACCGCACUCUCUAAGGAUUACCGCCAAACAGGCAAGGGGCUAGAGAAGGCUCUUUUGGGCAAGGAGAGCUUUCCUGAGCGUUGGAGGGUCUGCGUCAGUGACACGGACUCUGUCAUGGGUUUUGCCCUUGGGGCCAUGUUCAUUCGGGACUCUUUUGACGUCAAGUCCAAGCCGGAGGCUCAAGAAAUGAUUGACGGAGUCAAGGAGGCAUUUCGAACGCGUCUCAAGACCCUGAAAUGGAUGGACGAGGAGACUCGGGUGGCAGCCUUAGAGAAGGCGGAUGCUAUUACGGACAUGAUUGGCUACCCCGACUUCAUCUUGGAGGAAACCUCGCUCAACCGGAAAUAUGAGAACUUGAGUGUGGCCGCCGGCGAGUACUUCAAAAACAAUCUUCGCUUCCACGACUACGUCUUGCGGGAGAACUUGGCCAAGCUGGACAAGGCAGUGAACCGAACCAAGUGGAGCAUGUCACCGCCCACAGUCAAUGCCUACUACACGCCCACGAAGAAUCAGAUUGUGUUUCCAGCGGGCCUCCUGCAAAUACCUUUCUUCAACCUGGACUACCCUCGGAGCCUCAACUACGGGGCUAUGGGCGUGGUGAUGGGUCACGAGCUUUCACAUGCGUUCGACGACCAAGGUCGGGAAUAUGACGAAAAAGGCAACAUGCGGAAUUGGUGGAACAACAAGACCUUGUUCGAGUUCAAGCGCCGCACCUCCUGCAUGGAGCACCAAUACUCGACCUACAAUUUGGGAAGCACAGACACCAUCAGUGGCACGAAAACACUGGGCGAGAACAUUGCCGACAACGGCGGCCUCAAAACAGCUUACUAUGCCUACCAGCGGUGGCUCGAGAGGGAGACACUACAUGAGCAGCCUCUUCCGGGAAUCAACCUUACUCACAAUCAGCUCUUCUUCCUCUCGUUUUCUCAAGUGUGGUGCUCCAAGCAGACCCCUCAGGCUAAGAAGCUGCAGCUUUUGGACGACCCGCAUUCUCCCGCCAAAUUUCGAGUCAUUGGCGUUCUGUCCAAUUCAAAGGAAUUUGCGGAAGCGUUUCAUUGCAAACCCGGGACAACCAUGAACCCGGAGGACAAAUGCGAAGUCUGGUAAAUGGAAACAGUCUUAAGUGGACAGGGAGAGCUGUGACGAGGCAAGCCAAAAGGAACAAGGGAAAAAAGCAAAAAAAGCAAGAUUAUCUUCGUUAAAUGUUAUUAGUCACCUCCAGUAUUAGUUUGCUUUUUUAGAACGAUCUAUUACUCACUUUGUCUGUGAUGUACCCUAUCUCUUAUGAAAUGAAUGCUUUAGUUGUUGGAUUUUACAUUUUCUCAAUGCCCAAGCGGUUUCGGUCCAAUCAGAAACACUCGAGCCGUCUCUAUUUUUCAAUUCGUGCCAACCUCCUUCCUGCUGUAUUUGUCAUCAUUGUAAGUGUCUCUAUCAAAUAAAAAAGAAAGAAACAAAAAUAAAGAACGAAAUCCGACCCUAAGUUUAAAAUACAUCCAGACCGAACCA
Messenger RNA from Tigriopus californicus, 3113 nucleotides. RefSeq names its product endothelin-converting enzyme homolog (gene Nep3). Lineage: Eukaryota; Metazoa; Arthropoda; Copepoda; Harpacticoida; Harpacticidae. Bases 261 to 2714 code for a protein of 817 amino acids. Gene Ontology annotation, biological process: protein processing. Gene Ontology annotation, molecular function: metalloendopeptidase activity. The transcript has a single exon. The record is from RefSeq and is a predicted model, not a curated record. Gene Ontology annotation, cellular component: plasma membrane.